Psilocybe cubensis is the source of this 570-nucleotide messenger RNA. RefSeq lists its product as uncharacterized. The record is from RefSeq and is a predicted model, not a curated record. Lineage: Eukaryota; Fungi; Basidiomycota; Agaricomycetes; Agaricales; Agrocybaceae. Bases 1 to 570 code for a protein of 189 amino acids. Gene Ontology annotation, molecular function: FAD binding. The transcript has 4 exons.
AUGAACUACACCUCACCGGAAAUUUUGAUUGUCGGUGGCGGACCUUCAGGUCUCAUACUUGCCCUUUCUUUGGCGCGUAACAAUGUACCCGUGCGUCUCAUCGAAAAAUCCACAACUGAACGUGUUGGGCAGCGUGGGUCCGGAAUAUCACCUCGAACCUUUGAAGUCUUCGAGUCCCUUGGGGUAGUAGACGAUGUCCUCAAGCAGGUUAUCAAAGUGCCCAACUUCUGCGUUUUCAAGAUGCCAGGAGGUACCGAAAUAAUCAAUGACUUUAACAUGGAAGAAUAUGUCGAUCCGACACCAUCUAUCCCAUAUCCUAAUCUAAUGCUCUUAGGCCAAGAUCUGCUUGACAAGAUUCUGUGUGCCGAGUUGGCCAAACACCAAUGCUGUCAAAUUGAUCUAGGUGCCGAGCUUCAGUCCUUGAAACAAUGGGAAGAUCGUGUGGAGGUCGUCAUCAUUAGACACGAUCUAUCACAAGACACCUUCGACUCGAUUGAUCCCGUUGUCGCACACUCGUCGCCAGAAGAUCCUCCGGUAGCGCCGGUAGUCGAACACGCAUCGUACAAAUAG